AUGGACAUCGCCGUCACCGAUUCUUGUCAUGUGACGUUUUCCAUUGGGAAGAAUUACUCCUGCGAAGUCCUAUGUGACGUUCUAGAGAUGGACAUAUGUCACUUAAUUUUGGGAAGGCCUUGGCAGUUUGAUGUGGGUGUUCAAUAUGAUGGCAGAGCAAAUGUCUAUUCCCUCAACUGGAAAGGAAAGAAGUUGCGGCUAUUACCGGGGCCGACCGAGACACAAUCUGGGAAUAAGGCUGCUAUCCACUUCGUCUCGGGUCACAAUUUAAUUCAAGAGUGGCGAGACCAGGCGCCCAUGUUCGCUUUACUCGUCACCGAACCGAACAAUCAAUUGCAGCAGCAUAAUGUCCCGGCAGAUAUUUCAAAAUUUUUGGAGAGCUAUCGAGAUGUGACGCCGGAUGUUUUGCCCUCCGAACUGCCCCCAUUGUGGAGUAUAUAG
Dendrobium catenatum is the source of this 441-nucleotide messenger RNA. RefSeq lists its product as uncharacterized. NCBI's taxonomy places the organism in Eukaryota, Viridiplantae, Streptophyta, Magnoliopsida, Asparagales, Orchidaceae. The coding region runs from base 1 to 441 and encodes 146 amino acids. The transcript has a single exon. The record is from RefSeq and is a predicted model, not a curated record.